Messenger RNA from Castor canadensis (American beaver), 2800 nucleotides. The record is from RefSeq and is a predicted model, not a curated record. Lineage: Eukaryota; Metazoa; Chordata; Mammalia; Rodentia; Castoridae.
AACAAGUGAGUAUCCAGCUACUCACUACUAAUGUGUGGACCUGCCAGGUGCAAAGAAAAAUACCCCUUCAAUUGUCAGAGCAGUACAGGAGCCAUGGUAUCCUACCCCACAAGGCAAAAGACCAGACAAACUUACUCAUGGGUUGGCAGGCCAUUGCUCGACCGAAAACUUCACUAUCAAACCUACAAAGAAAUGUGUGUGAAAGUAAAAAGUUGUUCUACUGAGAUUCACGUCAAGGUUGGACAGUUUGUGUUGAUAGAAGGUGAUAAUGAUGAAAAACCCUAUGUUGCUAAAUUGCUUGAGUUGUUUGAAGACGAUUCUAAACCUCAUUUCAAGAAGCGUGCUCGAGUACAGUGGUUUGUUCGAUUCUGUGAAGUCCCUAUCUCUAAACAGCAUUUGUUGGGCCGAAAGCCUGCUGCACAGGAGAUAUUCUGGUAUGACUACCCUGCCUGCAAUAGCAACAUUAGUGCCGAAACCAUCAUUGGUCCUGUCAGGGUAGUGGCUUUAGCCCCAGAAGAAGUGUUCCCUGUGGAUCUGAAACAUGAGGAGACAUUGUUUGUGAAACUAUCCUGGAAUGAAAAGAAGUUCAAACCACUGUCUCCAGAACUAUUUGCAGAAUUGCAGAAACUACAAAAAGGCAGCCCCAAGUACCAGAAACCCGUGGAAGCCAAGACUAUGAAAGUAGAAAGUCCUUCUUUGACCACAGCAAAACAUGUGGUUAAAAGGAUUGAAUCAAGUCACUCUGCUUCCAAAUCUCACCAAACGCCUGCCCACCCUGUCACCCCCAAUGCCAGGAAAAGGCUGGAGCUUGGUGGUAAGACACCUAACACUAGACUAUCCCAGCAGACUUUGUGUGCCUCCUUAGAUUCUUCAGAAAGGACUAAACGAAAAGCAGUGUUCCCUGAGACUACUUCACCUUCCAAGAGGGCUCAGCUGGAUGGAAUCAAAGCCUCAUCUCCAACAAUGAAAGCCUCAGAGAAAACUGGAGAAGUUCGACUCUUUUGUGCCAAGGAUGACAAAAAGUCUUCAUCUGAACGUCACAUGACCCUGAGAACCCGAGUCUCAGUUGUGAAAACCAUGGAGAUUAUUGAAGGCAAUUCAUUUAUCCCUACCAGGGGAGACCAGAAGCCCUCAGGGAUGCCUGCUGUGAUUCUGAAACCAGAGUGUAUCAGAAAGAGGGAGGCAAAAGAACCAGAAGUUCACACUGAAGCCAUCUCUACUAUCCAGCGUGUCUGCAGAAAGAGUUCUCUCUUGACUUUGAAUCGGAUUAGGCAGCAGCUUCGGUUUCUGGAAAAAAAUAAAAGUGACCAAGAAGAGGAAGACUUUGUGCCAGCAGCAGAGGCUUCAGAUUCUAGCAGCGAGGAAGAAGAGGCUUCUGCUCCAGCCCUUCCAAGGAGAAAUCUUGGAUGCGAGUCCAGGAACCGGCUGCCUUCCUCUAAGUCAUCUGUACAGACCCCCUCUAAGACACCAAAGAAAAUUCCCAAGCCUAGAACACCACGUCAAGCCACUCCCCAAAUCCGCAGUCGAAACCUGGCUGCCCGGGAGCCAGCCAGCGUGCUGGAGGAGGCCCGGCUGAGGCUGCAUGUUUCUGCUGUGCCUGAGUCACUUCCCUGCAGGGAGCAGGAAUUCCAAGAUAUCUACAACUUUGUGGAGAGCAAACUCCUUGACUGUACUGGAGGGUGCAUGUAUAUCUCCGGUGUCCCCGGUACAGGGAAGACUGCUACUGUACACGAGGUGAUUCGCUGUCUGCAGCAGGCAGCUCUAACAAAUGAUGUUCCUCCCUUUCAAUACAUUGAAGUGAAUGGCAUGAAGCUGACAGAGCCCCACCAAGUCUAUGUGCAGAUCUUGCAGAAGCUGACAGGCCAGAAGGCAACAGCUAACCAUGCAGCGGAACUGCUGGCAAAGCGAUUCUGCACUCAAGGGUCCCCUCACGAAACCACUGUCCUGCUUGUAGAUGAGCUUGACCUUCUGUGGACUCACAAACAGGACAUAAUGUACAAUCUCUUUGACUGGCCCACUCACAAGGAGUCCCGGCUGGUGGUCCUGACCAUUGCUAACACCAUGGACCUGCCAGAGAGGAUUAUGAUGAACCGGGUGUCAAGCAGACUGGGUCUUACCAGGAUGUCCUUCCAACCAUAUACUCACAGCCAACUGAAGCAGAUCCUGGUGUCCCGACUCAAGUAUUUAAAUGCUUUUGAGGAUGACGCUAUCCAGUUAGUAGCCAGAAAGGUAGCAGCCCUCUCUGGAGAUGCCCGGCGCUGCCUGGACAUUUGCAGGCGUGCCACAGAGAUCUGCGAGCUCUCCCACCAGAAGGGUGAUUCCUCAGGCCUGGUCACUGUGACCCACUUAAUGGAAUCUGUGGAUGAGAUGUUCUCCUCAUCGUACAUCACUGCCAUCAAAAAUUCCUCCGUCCUGGAACAGGGCUUCCUGAGAGCCAUCCUUGCAGAGUUCCGGCAAUCAGGACUCGAGGAAGCAACAUUUCAACAGGUAUACAGCCAACAUGUGGCCCUGUGUAGAAUGGAGGGACUGCCAUACCCCACCAUGUCAGAGACCAUGGCUGUGUGUUCACGCCUAGGCUCCUGCCGCCUCCUCCUGUUGGAGCCCAGCAGGAAUGAUCUGCUUCUUCGUGUGCGGCUCAACAUCAGCCAGGACGAUGUGCUUUACGCGCUGAAAGAAGAAUGGAGAACUUCACACCAGUCUGCUGUUUUUUAAAGAACCUGAUUUUCUCUCUUGUUUUUAUGAUUUUUUUUGACACAUGGCCUCACUGUGUAACUCAGGCUGACCUGGAACUCGCUAAGUA